CAUUUAUGUAAGGAAUCUCCAGUGUCAGCAUUUUGUUUAUGCUUUAUGGUUUUUCUGUAACUUGACAAGCUGCAAUUUUGUCUUAUUAACUUCAAGAUAAAAAGAGAGGCUGGUGAGGGAAUGGCUUUUUAUAUAAUGUAAGUGAGUAAAGGAACUAACUUAGUUAUCUUAUGUUCCACAGCAUUAAAUGUAAUUAUAAAUGGAUAAAAAGUAUGAUGUAUCCUUAGUCAUUUCAAUUGCUGUGGUUUUGGGGACAUGCUGUGACAAAAGGCCAAAGAUCAGUGUUUGGUUUAGUUGGGUUCAAUAAUGGUGUUUUGUUCUGUGUGUUUGAUUGAUGUUAUUUACUAACACUACAGGAGCAGAUUAAACACAGCCAAAAGUUUCAGUGCAGUCAGAACACUAAGAAACAAAGGUGAUGUAGUGUCCAGAGGGACGGAUUGUAUCAGCUGGACAGUAAGGUGAUGAAAAUCACUAGAUUAAGGAAGUUGAUUAGUUAAAAUGGACAUUAAUAGAUGAAAAAUGUAUAUUUUGAAAAUCUGUAUUUUGAAACAUGACACUAACAUUCUUGUUGUGUUUGCCACAAUGACAGGUAUAGGCAAAUUUCUGGUCACAACUACAGUACAUGCAGUACAGGCAAUUACACAAAGCAGUUAUUCUCCAAGAAACCAUAUGAGCCACCUUGUUCUUAAACAUGAUGAUUGUUAUGGGUAAACAGUGACUCAUGCACUUGAUGUUUUGACGUUUGUUAUUGCAAACAAUGACAUCCAGCCAGAUCAGGCAGGCUUUUACAGGGUCACCCAAGUGGCCUCCUAGGAUGAGCCUGGCCACCAGGCAGGCACCUGCAAACUAAUUUCAAGGCCUUCAAUAUUUAAUUCUUUAAUUUUUCUUCCAAAUUUCCAGUGUGUGUUGUGGUGGCAGCUGACUCCUCUCGACUCAGUGGCUCUACUCUGAGACUCUACUAGAAUGUCAACCUCCUCACCUUAUCAUAGAGAAUAAGCCUUGCAACCCUACAGAGGAACCAAAUUUCCACUGCCUGUACACACAACCCCAUUCUUUGUCACUACACACAGCUUGUGACCACAGUUGAGGAUCAGGACAUAGAUUGACCAGUAAACGGAGAGCUUCAUUCACAAACUGAGCUGCUUCUUCAUCACCCAGACCAGUAUAGUGACUAACACUGCUGCCACUGACCUGAUCAGUUUGUCAAUCUUGUUUCUCAAUUUCUAUUUCCAUCACUUGUGAAUAAAAUGCUGGGGUAUUUAAAUUAUUCCACCAGGAACAUGGACUCUCAUCUGGAGAGAGCAUCACACUCAUUUCCAGGAGAGAACCAUGGGCUUGGAGUUGGUCUUUUUCAUCCUAGCAGCUUAACACUCAGCAGCAAAUCUAUUCCAUGCAUUUUGAUCUCCUCAGUAGAGGUCAAUUGCAGUUGCGAAGAAGAGUUUGUGUAUGGUCUUAUCUUGCUCUCCUGAAGUGCCAACCAGUUUGCCGGAACAUAAAAAAAAACUUUCACCCAUGCUAUUGUAAAGUGUCGAUUCUAGGGCUGGUGGAUAAGCUCUAAGCUAAGCUUUGUAUGCUUGUUUCUUUGUUUUAUUAAAUAUAAAUGUAUAUAUUAUCCAACAAGGUACCCAGAGUGCUGCUUAUUAUACAAAACAACACAUGCAAAAUACCAGGAAAUAAAGUCCACUAUAGAAUUCCCAUUUCUACUGACUGCUUUUGAUUCAGUGGAGAAUUCAGUGGAGAAUUAACUGGAGGUACGGCAUAUGCUGGAUUUGAAACACUGUUUGAGAGGCUUGAGAAGGUAUAAAUAAACAUAGCACUCUUCUAGUUGUUGUGUCUGAAUGUGUUCUAUAAUGUGACUUCUUUAUUGAGAUUGCGAUCAGCUUCUGUUCUUAGACACUGUUGAAUUAACUGCAUAGAAAUUAUGAAUGAAUUAAUGAAUUAUUCUGAUGUUAUGUAUUUAACUCUGGAGGGCCAUGUGGAGCUGGAGAAAUACAGAUAUUUUUAUUUUGUAAUGGUUCUCACACUUUACAUGUUGAUCAUUAGUUGUAAUGGUCUGGUCAUUUUUGUCAUAUUCACAAACAAACAUCUCCAUGAGCCCAUGUACAUUUUCAUUGCUGCUUUGCUUUGUAAUGCUCUCUUUGGAACAGCUGCUCUUUAUCCGAAACUGCUCACAGAUUUUUUGUCUGAAAUUCAAGUUGUUUCUUUUGAAUCCUGCAUAUUUCAAUCAUUUUGCAUUUAUACAUAUGGUACUUCAGAGUUCACACUGUUAUCAGCUAUGGCCUAUGAUAGAUAUGUGUCUAUCUGUAAACCAUUACAAUAUGCAACAAUUGUAAAAAUGUCCACUGUUAAAAAGCUCUUAUUUUGCUGUUGGUUUCUUCCUUGUUGUGAAGUAGGCAUUACUGCAAUAUUAACAUAUCAACGUAAGCUGUGUAAAUUCAAAUUAAAUCGAAUAUACUGUAAUAACAGUUCCAUGAUUAGAUUGGGUUGUGGAGAUGUUUCUGUAAGUAAUUUGUAUGGACUGUUUGCUUUAAGCAUUGCUGUGUUUCCUCCAUUAAUUUUUGUAUUUUUCUCAUAUAUCAGAAUACUUUCAGUCUGUUUAAAGAAUUCUAAAGAUUUUAGGACAAAAGCUCUACAAACCUGCUUCCCACAUCUAUUAAUUUUAAUCAGUUUCUCCAUCACAACAUGUUUUGAAAUUAUAAAUACUAGAUUAGAAGAAAACAUGCCUCACAUUGCCAGCAUGAUUAUGUCAGUGGAAAAUCUGAUUAUUCCUCCUCUAUUAAAUCCCAUUAUAUAUGGACUGAAACUGAAGGAGAUAUUCAAUAGGAUUAAGAAAAUGGUUUGGAAAAAUAAGAUAAUUGUAUGCCAAGAGGUUAAACAAAGACCUGCAUUUAUUCAUUAGCAGUAUAUUUCUGUACUUUACUAAAUAUUUAUUUGUAGUAAAUCUAAGCCUAUUUAACGUACAAAAAAAUAAAACACCAUAUGUUGUGUUGUUUUAAUAUAAGCUUUUUACUGGUUUGCUCAUUGGAUUUUAUAUUUUCUGAUUAGGAAGCACCAAUAAACCUUAAUGAGCAGCAAUGCAACAGACUUUUCUUAAAAACAAUUACAAAUAUUUACAUUUAAAAUGAGAAAUGAACAUUCAUGUCAAGUAGACAUGAAUGUUAUUGACAUCCAUAUUGCAGUGGUUUGGCAGACAGUUAAACAAACUGAUCAGUUUUAUUCUCCUUGCUUGUGUUGAUUAAACUCUGUACAGCUUUUGAUACCAUAGAUCACAAUCGUCUUCUAGAUAAACUAUAAAAUUUUUAUUUGGUGAUGGUGUUUAUGUAGUAACUCUGGAAGUUCAGAGUUAUAUUCAGCCUUGAAAGACCUUGCUUAUGGACCAUAGACUGUCAUUUGAAGCUCAUGUAGAUAAUAUUGCUAGAAUAGACCUUUUUUCUCAGAAAUAUCACUUGGAUAAGAAAUAUAAUCUCAUUAUUUGAUGCUUUUAUUACCUCUAGGUUGAACUAUUGUAACCUCCUUCUGUCUGAAUGUUUCAGUAGGUGCAUAAACAUGCUCUAGUUAGUCCAGAAUACAACAGCCAGUGUCUUUACUAGAACCAGAAAGGUCGAUCAUAUCACUUAUAUCUUAUCCACACUGCAUUAGUUCCAACUCAAAUUUCAGGCACAGUCUCAGUCUUUAACUCUAGGUUGGAAAACUGUUUAGUCAAGCCUUUUGUCAGAAGUUUUUGUCUUAUAUAAAUGUGCACAUCUGAGGAGUUCAUGGGCAUAGAGU
Messenger RNA from Ictalurus punctatus (channel catfish), 3768 nucleotides. Its product is annotated as olfactory receptor 6N2-like. Gene Ontology annotation, biological process: G protein-coupled receptor signaling pathway. Bases 1922 to 2899 code for a protein of 325 amino acids. The record is from RefSeq and is a predicted model, not a curated record. Gene Ontology annotation, cellular component: membrane. Lineage: Eukaryota; Metazoa; Chordata; Actinopteri; Siluriformes; Ictaluridae. Gene Ontology annotation, molecular function: G protein-coupled receptor activity; olfactory receptor activity. The transcript has a single exon.